AUGAGAAGGAUGGACUUGGAAGAGAAGCGUCGAAAUGAGGCUGAAGAGAAGGCAGCGGAGACCGCACGUUUGGUUGCGGAGGCUGCAGCUAGAGCCAAGACGGAAGACCCUUUUGCAGCUGCACCGAGCACACCUUCUGUGCCUGUUGCAGGAGCUACCUCGUCUUCGAGUUCUGUUCGGAGCCCACUGGUGCAGAAUAGGGCAGAGAAGUACCUUCCAUCUCUGCCGAUGCUAGAGCACCAAGGCAUGAACAAGGGCAGGAUGAGAGAAGUCGAGACAUGGCAUGCCUACUUGGAGACAUUGUCAUCGUGGCUCGCUCUUCAAGAUGAGUCUUUCGUCCGAGAGUUGCAACUCUGCGUCAAGCAAAAGAACGAGAUCCUUCAGAAGGAUUUGGCGGAUGAUGUUGCUGCUCGAAGCGCGAAGCUUUACUACUACCUCACCCAAUCCCUCUCACGUUGGGAAAGAGGCGGAAAAGGCGGCAAAGACAAGGAGCAGAAGCCCGACAAGCCUGAUAAAGGCAAGGGCAAAGGCAAGAAGAAGAAGAAGGCUAGAGCCCGGGCUAUGGGAGAACCAGAGUCUGAGGCAGAGUCCGAGUCUUCGAGGACCUCCACCGUGAUGGCGAUGAGGUUUGCCAAGCCUUCUGCUGUACGAGAAGUACUGAGCCAGCCUGAGCCUGAGAAGCCUAAGCCCGUAGAGGCAGUCCCUAGACCGGUCGCUGUAGGGCCGAAAGUCACUGUAGAUGAGAAGGUAGGCACCCUGACUGGAAGCACCUCGAAGGGAGAUGCGGCAUACGUCUGCGCUUCGCUGCAGGGAUCGGACAUGGAGAUCGACUCUCUUCCUGUUGACAAGGAACCCAGGAAAGACAUUACUGCAGGACCAAGCAUCCUGAAGAAGACUUCGAAAGAAGCGAAGAGUGAUGAGAAGCCUGGAAAGGACGAGAAGUCUAUCCGGAAGGUACUGAGCAUGUCGGAACCGCCAAUGGAGGUGGAGCGAGAUUCCCACAACUCUCCAGCGGAGAGUGCCGGGCAGGAGGUUGUGUUUUUGAAUGCACCAGUAGAGCCUGCACCAGCAGAGGCGGCGCCAGUCGAGACUGCGGAUGCAGAGGCUUCAGCUGCCCCCUUCAAUGUUUUCUCGAGGCCUCCGAGUCAAGUUGCAGUACCUUCGCCUACGGUGGCUGCAUCAGAGACAGGAGAGACAGAAGAGGAGGAAGCAUGGGGCAGAUGGAGGGCAAGCAAGGCCAGGCCUUCGCAGGCAGCUCCUGGGGAAAUUCCAGGUGCUCUGUCGAAAGCCCAAGGGGCACCAGCGGGGGCUACACCGAAGGCCUGGUCUGUGGUUCCAACCUCCUCGCCUUUGACGGUUCCAGAAGCGCCAGUGGCUGUAGAGUCUUUGCCUGCAGUUCCAGAGCCCGCAACCGUGACAGUGGAGGAAGGGCCUACCUCCGAGACCGCUACAUCAUCCGCAGCGGGUGCCCUUCCGCCUCCGGGCGGCUUGGGUCAAACAGCCGAAGAGAGGGAGUUUGUGCUUCCUUCCCCUUGCCAGAAGAAGUGA
This is a messenger RNA of Symbiodinium natans, 1548 nucleotides long. The record is from the annotation of a GenBank genome assembly. NCBI's taxonomy places the organism in Eukaryota, Dinophyceae, Suessiales, Symbiodiniaceae.